Messenger RNA from Danio rerio (zebrafish), 2814 nucleotides. The record is from RefSeq and is a predicted model, not a curated record. NCBI's taxonomy places the organism in Eukaryota, Metazoa, Chordata, Actinopteri, Cypriniformes, Danionidae.
CGGUGAGACCCGGACAAGCGCUGUUCGCCGUGGUGAUCAGCUGUGCGAGUCUGCGGCUGGUGCUUGGUGCGUCCGCCGUAACUUCAAAAUGCAGGCUCAGGAGACCAGAAAGCAGGAAACCAGCAUGGUUGAGUGAGGAUGAGACUUCCCAGCUCUGUCCUUGUGUCGGUCUCUUUGUUUACGGCCGAGACGACAGCGGCUCUGUAUCUGAGCUCCACGUACCGCUCCGCAGGCGAUCAGAUUUGGCAGGGUUUCACGCUCCUCUUCACGCUGGUGCCAUCAGUGCUGGUGCAGCUCACACUCAUCUUUAUUCACAGAGACCUGAGCAGAGACAGACCUCUAGUGCUGCUGCUUCAUAUCUUACAACUAGGUCCAAUAAUAAGGUGCCUGGAUGCCUUCUGUAUCUAUGGCAGUGCAGGAAAGGUGGAGGAGCCGUAUGUCACCAUCACCCGUAAAAAGCAGAUUCCUCGCGAAGGACAGACGGAGGAGGUGGAGCAAGAAGUGGGACAGGCAGAGGGGAAGUUAGUGACCCACAGAGCCGCUUUCGCCAGGACUUCUGUCAUACAGGCCUUCCUGGGCUCUGCACCCCAACUCACACUACAGCUCUACAUCUGUGUGCUCCAGAGAAAACUUUCUAUCGGCCGAGGCACACUGAUGGUCAUCUCCCUUCUCUCUAUUGUAUACGGAGCCUUACGUUGCAAUAUUCUCGCCAUAAAGAUACGCUACGAUGACUACGAAGUCUCCGUGCGUCCACUGGCAUACAUGUGCGUGUUCCUGUGGCGUGGGUUUGAGAUUGCCACCCGUGUGGCCGUCCUGGUCCUCUUCAGCUCCGUGCUGAAGGUAUGGGUGUUUCCGGUGGUGUUGGCCAACUUCAUCCUCUUCUUUCUUCACCCGUGGGCCCUUUUCUGGAGCAGCCGAUCUCCAUUUCCAGAGAACAUUGAAAAAACAUUGACCCGAGUGGGAACCACCAUCGUCCUCUGCAUGCUGACCUUUCUAUAUGCUGGCAUUAAUGUGUUCUGCUGGUCCGCCGUGCAGCUCAAAUUGGAUGACCCGGAUCUGAUCGACAAGGGUCAAGCUUGGAGGAGGCAACUGUUUUCCUCCAGUCCGGCUCAGGGCUUUUGGGAGUGUUGCGGAUCUCUCUGUAUGCUCCGUGGGACUCUUUCGCAGCCUGGUUCCAUGAGGAGCAAGCCACCGGGGAAGGAGACCGGAGAUGAUCCGGUCUGUGUUACCAAAGGAGACAUGACACAGAGUCUGUGCGGUGCCGUGUGAGGAAAGCACAACUUAAAAGGAGAGUUCAGCACAAACAUGGACAUUGUCUUUCUUUUGUUCAACACCAAAAGAUGUUAUGAACAAUGUUGGAAAUUGGUUGCCGAAAUUGCGAAAAACAAUUACUAUGGAAAUCAAUGACUGUUUCCAACUUGCUUCAAAAUAUCUUCUUUUGUGAUUGAAACAAGUAGAUGGUGAGAAUAUGAUGACAGUUUUCAUUUAUUUUGGGUGAAUUAUCCCUUUUAAAGUAAGGGACAGCUAAACUUGUAAUAUAUUGUUAAUGAUCAAAAUAUAAGUUAAGAUAUUUUUGAGCAAACCUUGUAGGUUGCAGACACUCUACACUGAAAAAAAUGAAUUAGAUUUAGUAAUUCUUUAAGGUUAGUGGUUGUAAACUAUUUAUAUGGGCUGAAUUUAAGCAAAGUAAUUUACUAAUGUUCAACUUAAUUUGUUUGCUUAAAUUCAGCCCAUAUAAAUUGUUUGCAACCAUUUACCUUAAAAAAAAUGAGUAAAUCCAAUGAAACGUUUUUAUUUUUCAGUGAUCAGAAAUGAAGUAAUGCUAUUUUGGAUCAGCAUGAAGGUGAGUAAAUCUUGACAGAAUUAUAUUUGUGGAUGAACCAUCUCUUUAAACACAUUGUCAUGAAGUGCCCUUUAAGGAAUGAAAGGAAGAAUUAAAAAUAAAAAGUUGAAUUUCUGCCUUUGGUACUUACUGCAGGAAUGUAAGAGGCAGUGUUUGUUUGUACCUUUUUCUCUUGUUUGGUGAGGCAAAUGAGCCAGCAUGGUCCACUGAAAUGCAUGUGAAAAUCCCUGUCGAGAUGAACCCGCUGCUUUGGUCGUGUGACGUGGAAGCGCUUUGUUUGUUUCCCAUUUGGUGUUGGUUUGAUUAAUGUUACAGCGUCUAAGCUCUCUGUGUCUGCAUUAUUUAAAGCCGAUUAUUGAAAAGAUUGUAUUUGCAAAGUUUAUAAGCUUUUGUUGCCACUUUAAGGGCAUUGCUUUCUGAAAACUGUUUGACAACCUCUCAGGUUUGUUAAUACUUUUAAUCUUAUUUGUCUUGUUUUCUAUUUGUCUAUAUUAGUCUUAAUCUGUUCAUAUAAUGUAAGAAUGUGAAAUUAGUUCUGACUUGUCAUAUGAUAAUAAUAACUUAUGGCCUAAAUUCAAGGGAUUACUUGAAAAUGCUUUCAAAAUUGACAGAUAAUGAGAAUUACUGCCGGGUAGCCAAAGCCUUCAAAAUUCCUCAAAGAGUUAUUAGUUAAGUGAUUGUUUUUCCUUUCUUUUGUUUACACUCCUACUUUGCAUUGGUCUUAUGUAAGGACCUCUUUUGCACAUUAUUCUUAUUUUUUUCUACAAACAGCACAAAUGUCACUCAUGUCAUACAGGGCAGUAGAUGAUUACGUCCUUUGCUGCCCCCCUGUGGGGAGUUUAAUAGUGAUGAGGGUCUGGAAACUCCUUUAAAACAUGUCCAUAAUCACUGUAUAGAGCACAUCACUGCUUUUGAUAUGAGGAACUGUCAGCAAAACCAUAAUAAAAAAUAAAGGAGAAUGUUAUUUUGUC